Molecule: messenger RNA, 688 nt
Organism: Anoplophora glabripennis (Asian longhorned beetle)
Lineage: Eukaryota; Metazoa; Arthropoda; Insecta; Coleoptera; Cerambycidae
Exons: 4
Coding region: 89-688 (199 amino acids)
Source: RefSeq, a predicted model, not a curated record
UUCCACAAGCUUUGUUUGCAACUAUACCAAUCCAGUUUGGUUACAUGAGGAAGAAUUAUUUUUUCCUUGUUCAGUAACUAGUUUUCCAAUGUCAAUGCAAAAUGGAGAAAUUAGUAUAUCACCGGAAAAUAGUGUAUGUGACGAUUCAGAAAAGUUUGAACAGUUAAAGAAUGUCAUAAAAUCAACAGUUAAUAAUGAAAUUUGUAUCGAAAAUUGUACAAUUGACAUUGAAUCUGAAUGUGAACUGGAAACCGAUGAAGAAGUUUUUAAUAUAAUUAUUCGAAGGCGAAGAAAUAUUUUUGAGGAAGUACGAACACGUACCAGAAAUAAAAAUAAAAAACACAAAAACAAAAUUUAUAUGAAAUUUCAGAUACGCGGGAAAUAUCUUAACGAAACUCAUAGUGAAUAUCAAGAUAUAAGGCUACGCAAUGGGUAUAAUAUUACUAUUCGCUACAACAAGAGACGAUACAUUUGCCCUGUGGGAUUCGUAAGAAGAAAAAAUAAAUGCAUACAAUGUCCAAAAGGAACGUUUCAAGAUAACGCAACGAAUAAAUGUCAAAGUUGCGCAUUUGGAUAUUAUAAUGACAAACUGGGACAAACGAAAUGUUUUUCGUGUCCUUCUAAUUAUUCUACAAAUAAACUUCACUCUAAAAAUUCAGCUGACUGUAAAGGUAAGUUUAUAGUUUAG